GCCGCCACCGCCACCACCUUCCUGGCCAUUUUCCGCCUUCGGCCGCGGGGCCUCCCGGCGUGUCCCGGAGGAAGCGUAGGGUGACCUAAGCAAGACUUACACAGACAAAAUAUAGAUGAAAUUGUUUUGUCUUGUUUUGGGGGUUUUUUUUCCAUUUUAAUGGGGGUUUGAAUUUGUGUUCCGGAUUUAUGAUUACUUUAGAUUCAGUGAGGUGACAGAAAAAAUAAUUCAGCCUGUUUCACGUUAUGCUGUGGGUUAGAUCAGCGAACCCAAAACCAGGCUCAUGGGAAGGCCGGGCUCAGCUGAGAAGGGGUCUCUGCUCUGCACCUGUGGCCGUACAAACCCUUGUGUUGGCACCACAGCAGGAACUGAAGCCGGAGUGAGUGGAAACAAGUCUGGGAGACUGGGACUGCAGUUUCCACCACCAGUGUUCCUCACAUCUGUCUUAACUUCACAUUAACCAGAGAAUUCAUACUUGGUGCUGAAGCUGAAAACUUAUUGAGAACAUCUGGAGGAUGCAGCAAGUGCAGCGUGUCAUGCUGGGCACUGCAUUUGCACAGACACUUAUAAAGGUGACAUGAUGGCAGAAAUAGCAGGGAACUGACAGCACAUGGAAGAUGGCCAAGAGCAAAUCUAAAUACAUUCUGGUGAGGAUGAAGAGUGCUGCAGAGACAGGCUACUGCUUCAACAUCAGGAGACUCCGACUGCAGGAAAAGCUGGUCUUACUGAGAUACGAUCCCAUUGCAAAACAGCGUGUCCUCUUCACAGAGAAGAGAAAAAUCCGUUCUGUGUGAACAAUGUCUGGACUUGAUUUAUACAUGAGAAGAGGAUGGUCUGGGGGGAUGAUGGGGUGAACACUGAUUCAGAAAUCCAGAACACAGGCUGAAAAGAGAGGAAAUGAACUGGGAUCACCGUCUCCUGUGAUUUGAAGGCCAUUGUGAAUAAAACAAUGUAGAGAGAAAAAAUUCUUAAUGUCUGGACAUAGAUCAUCACAGUAACAUUUAUUUAUCUUUUGAGUUAUUUUUACAGUGCUCAAUUAAAAAAAAAUUAAAUAGCAAA
Molecule: messenger RNA, 1059 nt
Organism: Parus major (Great Tit)
Lineage: Eukaryota; Metazoa; Chordata; Aves; Passeriformes; Paridae
Gene: MRPL33
Product: mitochondrial ribosomal protein L33
Exons: 4
Coding region: 618-794 (58 amino acids)
Biological process (GO): translation
Cellular component (GO): ribosome; mitochondrion
Molecular function (GO): structural constituent of ribosome
Source: RefSeq, a predicted model, not a curated record